Molecule: messenger RNA, 843 nt
Organism: Suillus subaureus
Lineage: Eukaryota; Fungi; Basidiomycota; Agaricomycetes; Boletales; Suillaceae
Exons: 6
Coding region: 1-843 (280 amino acids)
Source: RefSeq, a predicted model, not a curated record
AUGUACACAUUGUAUGCUUUAACCACCACAUUACCAUCACAAUCCCACUGGAUCCAGGGUAAUUUCAUUCAUAUGAGUACCCAUGUAAUAUUAGUCUUAAAUGAAACCUAUGUGGUAAUAUUUAAGCCAUCAUAUGGUCUUAUUCUCAACAACCAGAUGCUGGGCUGUGUGGGUUGCAAUGGGAAGGAGUCUCAUGUGUUCUUCCUUACUGACAAUAGUGGGAAGGCUUGCAAGGGCCCCUUGACUGACCAGGAUCUAUGUGAUCUGAUAAGUGUCAUGCAGCAAUUAGCCAUGGAAGCAAUUGAAAACCCCUUUAGGCCACUUGAGAUGGCUGGGUGUACACAAGCUUCUCAACAAAUUUGCACAGUGUUUGUGCCAGCAUUUGCACUGCUUCAACUGGAACUCAUGGUGCAGAUACCCUUGCAUCCGACAACCCAGUUGAGUGAUGCUCUGUAUGACAAGGGCCCAUCAGAGCUCAUGUCACUUGAGGCCCUCAUGCUUGAUUCCAUGGAGGACAAACACAAACAUGUGUUGCUGAGUGUUCCUAGAACUAUGCAAGAUCCACAGGAUAUGUCUAAUGAGUUUUAUCCAAAGUCCACACUGCUUCAACCUGUGAGUCUUCAGAUUAUCCAAAUACUCAAGUCCUGUGUUCACCAGUCAGCACCACAGAUACACAUGCCUGCCCAGCUGCAGACCCAGUCAAGUGAUGCUAUGUAUGACCAGGAUGAAUCAAAUCUCACAUCAUUAGAAGUACUGAUGCUCAAUGCAUUGGAGGGCAUGCAUGCUCCUGUGAGCAUUUCCAAGAGGACUACUGGCUUGCUGGGUAACCACUACACUGUAUGA